Messenger RNA from Drosophila bipectinata, 541 nucleotides. RefSeq lists its product as uncharacterized. The record is from RefSeq and is a predicted model, not a curated record. NCBI's taxonomy places the organism in Eukaryota, Metazoa, Arthropoda, Insecta, Diptera, Drosophilidae.
CAGUUUGCCAAACUCCACUAAACAAGAUGAAUUUCAAGAUACUUUUGGCUUUGUGCCUCACGACUCUGUUGGUUGUUGAGGUUCCCGGUGCCACGACUCCUGCGUCUUCGUCGACAGACACGUCUUCAAGUUCCAGUUCAACUUCAACCCCAAGUUCAAGUUCUUCUUCGACUCCAAGCUCAAGCUCAAGCUCAACCCCAUCGUCUUCCACAUCCUCUACUCCUUCUUCCACGUCUUCGUCCUCCAACUCUACUUCAACGACUCCUUCCACAUCUUCCACUCCUUCCACAUCCUCCACAGACUCCUCUCCUUCCACAUCCUCCACUCCUUCCUCCUCCUCCUCCACCAGCUCCUCCGACAAGUCCUCUUCGUCCUCUAGUGCCGCCAAGAAGCGCAAGGAGCGUCGUAAGGAACGUAGGGAACGCAAGGCACGUAAGGAGCGUAGGCAGGAGCGUCGCGAAAGACGCCAGGCUCAAAGGAAGGCUCAAAGGAAGGCCAACAACCGAAGGAACCGCCGCGGUUAAGCACUAGAUCCUCUAGA